Messenger RNA from Staurois parvus, 1115 nucleotides. The record is from the annotation of a GenBank genome assembly. Lineage: Eukaryota; Metazoa; Chordata; Amphibia; Anura; Ranidae.
AUUGGAAGAAUGCCCCUUACAUUGGUGAUCAGUGGGAAGAAUGUCCCUUACAUUGGUGAUCAAUUGGAAGAAUGCCCCUUACAUUGGUGAUCAGUGGGAAGAAUGUCCCUUACAUUGGUGAUCAAUUGGAAGAAUGCCCCUUACAUUGGUGGUCAGUGGGAAGAAUGUCCCUUACAUUGGUGGUCAGUGGGAAGAAUGUCCCUUACAUUGGUGAUCAGUGGGAAGAAUGUCCCUUACAUUGGAGGUCAGUGGGAAGAAUGUCCCUUACAUUGGGGGUCAGUGGGAAGAAUACCCCUUACAUUGGGGGUCAGUGGGAAGAAUGUCCCUUACAUUUGGGGUCAGUGGGAAGAAUAUCCCUUACAUUGGGGGUCAGUGGGAAGAAUGUCCCUUACAUUGGGGGUCAGUGGGAAGAAUGUCCCUUACAUUGGUGAUCAGUGGGAAGAAUGUCCCUUACAUUGGUGAUCAGUGGGAGAAUGUCCCUUACAUUGGGGGUCAGUGAGAAGAAUGUCCCUUACAUUGGUGGUCAGUGGGAAGAAUGUCCCUUACAUUGGUGGUCAGUGGGAAGAAUGUCCCUUACAUUGGGGGUCAGUGGGAAGAAUGUCCCUUACAUUGGGGGUCAGUGGGAAGAAUGUCCCUUACAUUGGUGGUCAGUGGGAAGAAUGUCCCUUACAUUGGGGGUCAGUGGGAAGAAUGUCCCUUACAUUUGGGGUCAGUGGGAAGAAUGUCCCUUACAUUGGGGGUCAGUGGGAAGAAUGUCCCUUACAUUGGUGGUCAGUGGGAAGAAUGUCCCUUACAUUGGUGGUCAGUGGGAAGAAUGUCCCUUACAUUGGGGGUCAGUGGAAAGAAUGUCCCUUACAUUGGUGGUCAGUGGGAAGAAUGUCCCUUACAUUGGGGGUCAGUGGGAAGACUGUCCCUUACAUUGGGGGUCAAUGGGAAGAAUGUCCCUUACAUUGGUGGUCAGUGGGAAGAGUGUCCCUUACAUUGGGGGUCAGUGGGAAGAAUGUCCCUUGCAUUGCGGGUCAGUGGGAAGAAUGUCCCUUACAUUGAGGGUCAGUGGGAAGAAUGCUCCUUACAUUUGUGAUCGUUGGGAAGAAUUACCCCCUUACAGAUAGCUA